CUUCCCUCUCACUCGUCCUACUAUCACCAACAUAUCUCAAUCCAAUUCAAUAAUUUUACACACGCACGCAUAUAUAGCAAUCAAGAAUCCAAACAAAGCUCUAAAAAUCAAGAAAUGGAAGGAGCAUCAACAGAUAUUUUGGUCCUCCCCUUUUUCGGACAAGGCCAUCUCUUCCCCUGCUCCGAGCUCUGCAAACGCCUCUCCUCACACAACCGCAAAUCAAUCCUCAUCAUCCCCUCCCAUCUCUCCUCCUCCAUCCCCUCCGAUCUCCACCGCCACCCUUCCGUCCAUGUCUUCCAAAUCCCACCAUUACCACUCGAUACCGCUUCCGAUUCCCUCGGCCCCGGCAUCGAAUCCUUCCUCUCCACAACCUACCACAAUGCUCGGCCCGCUUUCGUCGUCAUCGACGUCUUGAUGAGCUGGACCAAGCCCAUUUUCAAGAAAUUCAACAUCCCCAUCGUCUCCUUCUUCACCUCCGGCGCCUGCGCCACCAUCAUGGAGUUCGCCGCAUCCAAGGCCGAAGCCGACGGCCCGGCCCGAACACUUCCCGGACUUCCCGAUUCCAUCGCCAUGAGCGAUAUGGAUGUCAAAAGACAGAAUCGCCGGAGAAAAGAUCGGGCCGGCGGCAGGCCCAGGGGCCUGAUUCUCGGCCCGAACAUGGGCCCGCCCAGGUCGGGCCCGCUCGGGCGGUGGAUGGAUCAGACUGAGGACUCAGUGGCCCUGAUCACCAACACUUGUGAUGGUCUUGAAGCUCCGUUUCUCGAGUAUCUCUCGGGCCAGGCCGGAAAGCCCGUAUUCGGAGUCGGGCCGCUGCUGUCGGACUCGUUCUGGAGAUCGAUCGGGUCGGUUGUGCGCGACGGGGACAGCAGGCCGGGCCGGGAAACGAACUACACGGAAGACGAGGUGAUCCAGUGGCUGGACUCGAAGCCACGUGGCUCGGUCAUCUACGUGUCGUUCGGCAGCGAGGUGGGCCCGUCCGUGGCCGAGUACAACGAGCUGGCGGAGGCGCUGGCGGAGACGGACAAAUCGUUUAUUUGGGUGAUCCAGCCCGGGGCCGGAAAGCCCGGCCCGCCCGCCAACAUGUUUGGCGGGAAAGCCGCCUCGGCCCCGGACUCGGAAGAGGAGGAGGGAGGGUACGAGCCACGUGGCUUGGAGGAAACGGUUGGGGAUAGAGGGCUCAUAAUAAAGGGAUGGGCCCCGCAGCUGUCGAUACUGAGCCAUCCCUCGACGGGAGGGUUUUUGUCGCACUGUGGGUGGAACUCGACCGUGGAGGCCAUAUGCUGCGGCGUCCCGAUCUUGGGAUGGCCGAUUAGGGGAGACCAGUUUUAUGGUGCGAAUUUGGUGGCUAAGUAUUUGAAUGUUGGAUCGAAGGUUGAGAUUAGUGACGAGGAAUCGAUAAUGGUGAAGAAGAUUGAUGUGCUUAGAGGGAUUAAGGCAGUGAUGGAUGUAAUGAUCAAUAUGAAAGCAAAGUUUCUCUGA
Messenger RNA from Salvia hispanica, 1479 nucleotides. Its product is annotated as UDP-glycosyltransferase 73C7-like. Gene Ontology annotation, molecular function: UDP-glucosyltransferase activity. The record is from RefSeq and is a predicted model, not a curated record. Lineage: Eukaryota; Viridiplantae; Streptophyta; Magnoliopsida; Lamiales; Lamiaceae.